Bombus terrestris (buff-tailed bumblebee) is the source of this 291-nucleotide messenger RNA. RefSeq names its product splicing factor 3B subunit 5 (gene Sf3b5). The record is from RefSeq and is a predicted model, not a curated record. The coding region runs from base 1 to 258 and encodes 85 amino acids. The transcript has a single exon. Gene Ontology annotation, biological process: mRNA splicing, via spliceosome. NCBI's taxonomy places the organism in Eukaryota, Metazoa, Arthropoda, Insecta, Hymenoptera, Apidae. Gene Ontology annotation, cellular component: U2 snRNP; precatalytic spliceosome.
AUGGGAGAACGAUACAACAUUCAUAGUCAGUUGGAGCAUUUGCAAUCAAAGUAUAUUGGCACAGGGCAUGCUGACACAACCAAGUUUGAAUGGCUUGUAAAUCAGCAUCGUGAUUCUUGCAGUUCUUACAUGGGACAUUACGAUCUGUUAAAUUUCUUCGCUAUUGCGGAAAACGAAGCAAAAGCCCGUGUUCGAUUCAAUCUUAUGGAAAAAAUGCUACAGCCUUGCGGCCCGCCUCCAGAGAAACCAGAAGAUUAAUUAGUUCGAUAGAACGCAUGUUACAUACAUAUU